AUGUGUUACUUUCAUGAUCUCACAAAACAAUUUAUCCGAACUGUGAGUACAUGGACUAAUCUCAGCUUCCGCUGUUUUGUGUCGGAUGUAGACGGUCAUGUAAUUAAGGGUGUCUGGAUUAUUUGUGCGUUGAAGCGAAGAAGAAAUGAAAAGAAUAAAGAAAGAAAGGAGAAUAAGGUCCGACCCAUAUAG
Messenger RNA from Aspergillus niger, 192 nucleotides. RefSeq lists its product as uncharacterized. Lineage: Eukaryota; Fungi; Ascomycota; Eurotiomycetes; Eurotiales; Aspergillaceae. The transcript has 3 exons. The record is from RefSeq and is a predicted model, not a curated record. Bases 1 to 192 code for a protein of 63 amino acids.